AUGGCGUCGUCAGAGACUUCGUGCUAUACUAUAGUCUUUGAGGACAGCUCCGAGACGCCCUCUACGCAGGAGCUUCGGUCAGCGCUGCAGAAGGGCUCGGACGAGGUCAAGCUCGACACGUUGCGCAAAAUUAUAGUCUCGACAAUCAAUGGAAAUCCUCAGCCACAGCUGUUAAUGCCCAUUAUUCAAUAUGUAAUGCCGUCACGGAACAAGACAUUGAAGAAGCUCCUGCAUUUUUACUGGGAAGUAUGUCCGAAGUAUGAUGAGAAUGGGAAGUUGCAGCAGGAAAUGAUUCUUGUUGUCAAUGCCAUUCGGAACGACCUUCAACACCCGAACGAAUACAUUCGUGGAGAAACCCUCCGAUUCCUGCAAAAGAUAUCCAAAGACGCGGAACUUCUUGAACCUCUGAUACCUACGUGCCGCUCAUGUCUCGAACAUCGCCAUGCGUAUGUCCGCAAGAAUGCCGUCUUUGCCGUCUACACUAUCUAUCGCCAAUUUGACCACCUUAUCCCCGACGCACCCGAGCUCAUUCAAACUUUCCUCGCCGCCGAGUCGGAUGCCACCUGCAAGCGCAAUGCCUUUGUAUUCCUGGCCAACUGUGCGAUGCCCAAGGCCGUGGAGUACAUUAUGCAAACAUUCGAUCAGAUUCCCUCGAUGGAUGAAUUGCUGCAGAUGAGCAUCAUUGAAGUCAUCCGACAAGAUUGCAAGAGGGACACUUCACAUAGGUCACGAUAUAUACUCUUGAUCUCCGAGCUUCUCAAUGCUCCAUCGCAUGCGGUCAAGUACGAGGCGGCCACCACCUUGACCUCACUUACACAGAACACGGCAGCUGUCAAAGCUGCGGCGUCAUGUUAUAUACAGCUCAUCACCAAGGAAUCUGACAAUAACGCCAAAUUGAUUGUCCUUGACCGCUUGGACAAGCUUCGUUCCAAGCAUGGCCAUGUUUUGGAUUCGUUGGUCAUGGAUAUCCUUCAGAUUCUAUCCAGCGCUGAUUUGGAAGUGCGCCGAAAAGCAAUGAGUAUUGUGCUUAGCAUGACUUCCAGCAGGAAUGUUGAGGAGAUCGUCUUGUUCUUCAAGAAACAGCUGCAGAAGACACAAGAACAAGACUUCGAGAAGGCACCGGAGUACAGGCAACUUCUAAUUCAAUCCAUCCAUGUUUGUGCUGUCAAAUUCUCCGAAGUAGCCGCAAGCGUGGUCCACGCGUUGAUGGAUUUCCUCGGCGAUUCUAAUAACCCCUCAGCAUUAGAUGUCGUCGCAUUCGUCAGGGAAGUGGUAGAGAAAUUCCCGCCUUUGCGGCCUACUAUAUGCGAGAAACUGAUACAGACACUCGGGGAGAUAAAAUCCGGCAAGGUUUAUCGCGGGGUGCUUUGGAUUCUUGGGGAAUAUACCGAAGGAGGCGAACAGAUCCAGGAGGUCUUCUACGAGCUCCGCAAAGUACUUGGGGAAAUACCCAUCCUGACUUCAGAGCAGCGGUUGCUAGAGGAGACUGGCCUUGAGGAUGAGCAGAAGGAGAGGGAUGAGCAACAGCCCAAGACCGAGAGUACAAAACCCAAAGUGUUGGCAGAUGGUACGUAUGCUACCGAGACAGCGUUUACCAGUAUGUCGAGCGCGCGAUUGGAGGCGGUGAAAGCCGCUGCGAAACCACCGUUGCGCACUUUAAUCCUUGGUGGAGAUUUCUUCACCGGAUCCGCUCUCGCGUCGGCCCUGACUAAGUUGGUGCUGAGAUACACGGAAGUCUCCAGUGAUGUAAAGAAGACUAAUGCGCUGAAGGCGGAAGCUAUGUUGAUCAUGGCUUCUGUAAUUCGCGUUGGGCAGUCAAAAUUCGUAACUGUGCCAAUCGACGAGGACUCGAGCGAACGUAUCAUGUCUUGCAUACAGACGCUGGGCGAGCUAGUGGCCAAGCCAGUUGUACAUGAUAUGUUCCUCAAGGAUACCCGAAUCGCAUAUUCGAAGAUGGUUCUGGCGCAAGAGAAAAAGGCGGCGGAAAAGAAGGAACAGGAGAGCGCGAAGGCGAAGAUUGUGCAGGUGGACGAUCUAUUGACUUUUCGUCAAUUCACCAAGAGGGUUGCAGACGAUGUCAUAGACGAUAUAGAAGAUGUCGGACGAGCAACCGGGGCGACCGAAAUCCAAGAAGACUUCAUCUCGAAUCUCAGUCGCAUAUCGCAGCUCACCGGCUUUUCAGACCCCAUUUAUGCCGAAGCUUAUGUCAAAGUGCAUGGCUUCGAUAUUCUUUUAGACGUUCUUCUGGUCAAUCAAACAGCGGAUACACUACAAAAUCUCUGUCUUGAUUUCGCGACGCUCGGAGACUUGAAACUGGUUGAAAGACCAUCAGUGUACACAGUUGCCCCACAUAGCUUCCAAAGCAUCAAGGCAACGAUCAAAGUCUCCUCGACUGAAACAGGUGUAAUUUUCGGCAGCAUCCUAUGGGAGGGCCCUGGUAUGGCAGAGCAAUGUGUGAUCCUGAACGAUAUCCACAUCGACAUCAUGGAUUACAUCAAACCAGCAUAUUGUACAGAAGCGCAGUUCCGAAGUAUGUGGACAGAAUUUGAAUGGGAGAACAGAGUGAACGUCACCACGUCGAUAUCUGACCCGCGAGAAUAUCUGCGCCACGUAAUGAAGGCAACCAAUAUGUCGUGUUUAACACCGGAGGGUGCGGUUUCGGGAGAUUGCGACUUCUUAUCGGCGAACAUGUAUGCCCGAAGUCUGUUCGGCGAGGACGCGCUGGCGAACCUGAGUGUGGAGCGCACCGACGCCGGAACAAUCACUGGCCACGUCCGGAUACGGAGCAAAACGCAGGGCAUCGCGCUGUCCCUGGGCGACCGGAUCACGAUGGCUCAAAAAGAGAACAGACCACCUGCAUAG
Messenger RNA from Fibroporia radiculosa, 2862 nucleotides. RefSeq lists its product as uncharacterized. Gene Ontology annotation, molecular function: structural molecule activity. The transcript has 20 exons. Lineage: Eukaryota; Fungi; Basidiomycota; Agaricomycetes; Polyporales; Fibroporiaceae. The record is from RefSeq and is a predicted model, not a curated record. The coding region runs from base 1 to 2862 and encodes 953 amino acids. Gene Ontology annotation, cellular component: cytoplasm; COPI vesicle coat. Gene Ontology annotation, biological process: intracellular protein transport; endoplasmic reticulum to Golgi vesicle-mediated transport; intra-Golgi vesicle-mediated transport.